AUGAUGCAGCCGUCUGUCGCGCCUCCAACCAAGGCGUACCUCCUCGAGAAGAAGAGCGGCGGGAUCGCCGAGAUCAAGCACCGCGGCCUCAAGGAGAAGAUCCCCGUCAUCAAGCACCUUGGCGGCGGCGGCGGCGACGACGACGACUUGAAUGGCAGGGCACCGAUUCGCGCCGUCCUCCAGAAGGUGGACGUCGGGCUCAAGAAGAUCACGGGCUCGAUUACCGAUUUGCUCGGUGACGACCUCGGCGGCUUGCUCGACAACCUCCUCAAAAAGGUCUAUUCGUUCGUCAAGAACAACGCGCUCGAGCUGGUCAAGACUCUCCUUCGGGAGCUGGCCCACUGCGGUGGCCUCUUUGAGUCGCUCGAGGCGUGUGCUAUCCUCGCGCCGACCCCACGCCGUCUCGGCCGCUGA
Molecule: messenger RNA, 414 nt
Organism: Emiliania huxleyi CCMP1516
Lineage: Eukaryota; Haptophyta; Isochrysidales; Noelaerhabdaceae
Exons: 1
Coding region: 1-414 (137 amino acids)
Source: RefSeq, a predicted model, not a curated record